AUGCCUUUCAACACUGCCCUGACGCGCAAGCUGGGCAUUCGCGUGCCCGUUGUGCAGGGUGGCAUGCAGUGGGUAGGAUAUGCCGAGCUGGCCUCGGCUGUCAGUAACGCCGGUGGACUCGGUAUUCUCACUGCCCUCACUCAACCUACCCCCGAAGAUCUGCGCAAAGAAAUCCGACGAUGCCGCACCAUGACCAAGUACCCCUUCGGUGUCAACCUGACUCUCCUCCCCGCCCUGGUUCCCCCAGACUACGGUGCUUACGCCCAGGUGAUCAUCGAUGAAGGAAUCAAGAUUGUCGAAACGGCCGGUAACAACCCGGGCCCAGUGAUCACGCAGCUCAAGAAGGCAGGCAUUAUCAUCCUGCACAAGUGUACCACCAUCCGGCAUGCCAAGUCCGCCAUCAAGCUAGGUGUUGACUUCCUGUCCAUCGAUGGCUUUGAGUGUGCCGGACACGUCGGAGAGCACGACAUCACCAACUUCAUCCUUCUUAGUCGUGCGCGCCAGGAGCUGGGCGUGCCUUUCAUCGCUUCGGGUGGCUUCGCUGAUGGACAAGGUCUGGCUGCUGCCCUCGCUCUUGGUGCGGAGGGUAUCAACAUGGGCACCCGUUUCAUGAGCACUGUCGAGGCUCCGAUUCACCAGAAGAUUAAGGAGGCCAUCGUUAACGCGCAGGAGACGGACACUGCUCUUGUGCUGCGUCGCUGGAAGAAUACUUCGCGUCUUUUUGCCAACCAAGUCACCAAGGAUGCGCUCAAAAUUGAGAAGGAGAGCACUACUGGUGAGUUCAGUGAGAUUGCGCCGUUUGUGAGUGGCAAGCGUGGUCGUCAGGUUUUCCUCAAUGGUGACAAGGACUUCGGAGUGUGGACUGCUGGCCAGGUUAUUGGAUUGAUUCAAGAUAUCCCAACUUGCGCAGUGCUGCUUGAGCGAAUUGAGAAGGAAGCCCUGGAGGCUAUGAACCGCACCCGAUCUCUGUUCACCGAUGCUCCUGCCAGCAGGCUGUGA
Penicillium longicatenatum is the source of this 999-nucleotide messenger RNA. RefSeq names its product NAD(P)H-dependent flavin oxidoreductase. The transcript is spliced from 4 exons. Gene Ontology annotation, molecular function: nitronate monooxygenase activity. The record is from RefSeq and is a predicted model, not a curated record. NCBI's taxonomy places the organism in Eukaryota, Fungi, Ascomycota, Eurotiomycetes, Eurotiales, Aspergillaceae. The coding region runs from base 1 to 999 and encodes 332 amino acids.